AUGCUUCGAAGCACACUCAUCAACAACAUAGUCACAGCAGUCGUCUUUGCUCUCCUCUCCAGUCUCGUCUACAUCUACAUAGCAGAGCCCACGCCCGCCAUCAUUGCGUCCACGAAGCUCUCCGCGACCAAACAGUUCCUGACAAGCUCCCUCUUGUCCAGCAUCAUCCAGAAGAAAAGAACAGCGGCGAUUCACACAUCCGCUUCGAUGAGCGCCACCACCACCGAUUCUCCCGUCCCGCGGACCAUCCGCAAGGCCUUUUUGGCGGUCGAGCAGGCCGAGGGCCAAGGCGCGCGGGUGCGCCGCUCCAUCGGCACGCCGGCGCUGCGCAACCUGACGCCGUUUCUGAUGCUCGAUCACUUUUCCGUCAAGCCCGGCGCUGGCUUUCCCGACCAUCCCCACCGCGGCCAGGAGACUAUCACGUAUCUCCUUGAAGGCGCCGUCGACCACGAAGACUUCACCGGCUCCAGCGGCACCAUCAACGCCGGUGAUCUUCAAUUCAUGACAGCUGGAAAAGGCGUUCAGCACGCAGAAAUGCCCCACUUUAAUGCCGACGGGAGCCCCAACGUCGGCCUGCAGCUCUGGGUCGACCUUCCCAAGGAGCUCAAGUACUGCGAGCCGCGGUACCGGGACCUGCGCGCCGCCGAGAUCCCGCAGGUAGACGUGGACGGCGGCAAGGCGACCAUCAAGGUCAUCUCCGGGCAGAGCCACGGCGUCGACUCGGUCCGGGACCUGGCAUACACGCCCGUCUGGAUCCUGGACGUGGCGCUGCGGCCCGGCGCGCGGGUCGUGCAGCCGCUGCCGCGCGGCUGGAACGCGUUCGCCUACGUGCUCGAGGGCGACGGGGUCGUUUUCGGCAAGGAGGGCGAGGGCAACCGGCAGCCGGUCGGGCAGUACUACAACGCCGUCUUCAACGUCGAGGGCGAGGCCGUGUACGUGGAGAACGAUGCGGACGCGGGCGGGGACGCGCGGGUGGCGAUCGUGGCGGGCCAGCCGUUAGAUCAAGACAUCGUGCAGUACGGCCCGUUCGUGCUGACGUCCAAGGAGGAGGUGGUCCAGGCCAUCACCGACUUCCAGACGCACGCCAACGGUUUCGAGCGCUCCAAGGGCUGGCAGUCGGAGAUCGGCAAGAGCAUGCGGUCUUGA
This is a messenger RNA of Cordyceps fumosorosea ARSEF 2679, 1146 nucleotides long. RefSeq names its product pirin. Lineage: Eukaryota; Fungi; Ascomycota; Sordariomycetes; Hypocreales; Cordycipitaceae. The transcript has 2 exons. Bases 1 to 1146 code for a protein of 381 amino acids. The record is from RefSeq and is a predicted model, not a curated record.